Molecule: messenger RNA, 1227 nt
Organism: Apiotrichum porosum
Lineage: Eukaryota; Fungi; Basidiomycota; Tremellomycetes; Trichosporonales; Trichosporonaceae
Gene: VRG4
Product: GDP-mannose transporter into the lumen of the Golgi
Exons: 6
Coding region: 1-1227 (408 amino acids)
Cellular component (GO): Golgi apparatus
Molecular function (GO): antiporter activity; GDP-mannose transmembrane transporter activity
Source: RefSeq, a predicted model, not a curated record
AUGUCCAAGCCCUUCGUCCCCACCCCUUCGCUCUCGCGUUCGGGCUCGCCGCCGCUGAACCGCUCGGCGUCGUCGUCGUCCAUCUACGCAAACUCGGCAGAGCGCCGCGGCGACGAGGACAAGCAGGCCCUCCUCAUGGCCAACCUCGGCGGCGCGCCCCGCCCCCCUUCGCCUUCCCGCGCCGACAGCCAGGUCGCGCACACUCCUUCAUCCCGCGACCAGGUCCUCCCCAUCAUCAACUACUGCGCCGCGUCCAUGAUGAUGACCGUCGUGAACAAGUAUGUCGUCUCGGGCGAGAACUUCACCAUGACCUUCCUCCUGCUCGCCAUCCAGUCGGCGGUCUGUGUCCUGGCCGUCUGGAGCGUCAAGCGCGCCGGAUUCAUUACCUUCCGUGAGCUUGACAUGAAGGAUGCGCGCGCCUGGUGGCCCAUCUCGUGUCUCCUCGUCGCCGUCAUCUACACUGGUUCCAAGUCCCUGCAAUUCCUCAAUGUCUCCGUCUACACCAUCUUCAAGAACCUGACCAUCAUCAUCAUCGCCUACGGCGAGGUGUUCAUGUUCAACGGCUCUGUGACUGGUCUCACUCUUGCCGCCUUCUCCCUCAUGGUCGGCUCGUCCGUCAUCUCGGCUUGGUCGGACAUUUCCGCCGUCUGGACCGGUACCAUGGACCAGACCACUGGCCGUGAGAUUGCCGUUGCCGCGCACACCCUUGCCGGCAUCAACGUCGGCUACUUCUGGAUGUUCCUCAACUGCCUGUGCUCGGCCGCCUACGUCCUCUUCAUGCGCAAGCGCAUCAAGGUCACCGGCUUCAAGGACUGGGACUCGAUGUUCUACAACAACCUCCUCUCGAUCCCCGUCCUCGUCGUCUUCUCGCUCCUGUUCGAGAACUGGGGCGGCGCGUCGCUCCGUGCCAACUUCCCUCCCGAGAACCGCACCGUCCUCCUCUCGGCCAUUGCUUUCUCUGGCGCCGCCGCCGUGUUCAUCUCGUACUCGACCGCCUGGUGCGUCCGUGUCUGCGGCUCGACCACCUACUCGAUGGUCGGCGCGCUCAACAAGCUCCCCGUCGCCGCAUCGGGCAUGCUCUUCUUCUCCGACCCCGUCACCCCCGGCGGUGUGCUGGCCAUCAGCGUCGGUGGUAUCGCCGGUAUCGUCUACGCCAUUGCCAAGACCAACCAGGCAAAGGUCGAGGCGGCCCAGAAGGCCCGUCUCGCCGCUGGCGGUGGCCCUUAA